Molecule: messenger RNA, 918 nt
Organism: Angiostrongylus costaricensis
Lineage: Eukaryota; Metazoa; Nematoda; Chromadorea; Rhabditida; Metastrongylidae
Source: the annotation of a GenBank genome assembly
AUGUCGGCGACAGUAGAAGGUGUCGAGGAGAGAACGGAGGAACCAACUCGAAUUCCCGAAGACGAAAAUGUGAUCGAGGUCUGUUGGUUGCAUGUCAUUGUAAACGUUCGAGUUCUUCUCAGUGAUGACAAGUCAAAUUUGUCGUUGCGAAAAGCGGCUACCACUAUAGACGACAAGCAGAGGUGCAGCAAUCAUCCUCUUAGUUCCACUAGUGGUUUCCAGGUCGAUAAAAACACGACAACUCUGGAUCUAACCCGUACACGCCUUAAGAAAAUCGAAGGAUUCGAGUUCCUCAGAAAGAUUAGAAAUUUAUGCUUACGAUGGAAUCUAAUCAAAACCAUCGAGGGUCUAGAUAAUCUCACCACUCUAGUGGAGCUGGACCUCUACGAUAACCAGAUCGAGAAAAUCCAGAACCUUUCAUCAUUGGUGAACCUUGAGGCACUGGAUCUUUCCUUUAAUCGGCUCACAAAAAUAGAGAAUCUGGACAAUCUUACGAAGCUUAAAACGCUGUAUCUCCUGGUCAAUCUGGAAUACCUCGAGUUGGGCGACAACAGGAUCAAGAGAAUUGAGAAUCUGGACGCGAACGUGAACAUCAGUCGUUUGUUCCUUGGAGCGAAUCAGAUUCGGAGAAUUGAAAAUCUUGGCCAUCUCACAAAAAUAGAAGGAGUGUCAAAUCUGUCGACGUUGCGUGAAGUAUACUUUGCUCAAAACGGGAUCCAGUCUACAUCUGGUCUGGAAAAUCUAACUAACCUCGAAAUACUCGACUUUAAUUAUAAUCGAUUGCAAAAAGUAGAGGGUAUCCAUCAUCUUAAGAAGCUUACGGAUUUCUGGGCGAAAAACAAUAAGAUUGAUACGGUAGUCAGGCGUACAAGUGCAAUUCAACCGUUAUGGCAUCUCGUUUUACAUCAGAUUAGCUAA